GCGGCUGCCUUAUAAAUGGCCCCCGAAUGCGGCGGAGCUCUUUCCUGCCGCCGCCGCCGCCGCCGCCGCCGCCUCGCCCGCCUCCUCCGCCCGCGGCCCGUUUGCAUGAAUUGCUCGCCGCCCGAGAUGGUUUGCGAGACCAAGAUCGUGGCCGAGGAGCGUCCGUCGCUCGGGGCCGCCGCCAAGGAGGGCCGCCUGCCCGCCCCCGCCGCCCUCGCCGCCCAGAUGUGGCCGCCCGGCGCCGCCGCCUCGCCGCCCGGGGCCGGGGCCGGGGCCGGGGCCGGGGCCGGGCCCGCGGGCGGAGCGGGGGAGCGGGCGGCGGGAGCGGCGGGGGUCUCCAUCCGGCCCUUCCACCCGGCCGAGGGCGAGGCGGUGCGGCGCAUCUUCUACGAGGGCAUCCUGGAGCGCAUCCCCAACACCGCCUUCCGCGGCCUCAAGGACCAGCCGCUGGCCCAGCUGCUCUACGCCGCCCUGGCCGUAAUAUGCUUUGUUGUGACCAAGUCCUUGCUGGUGAUCUGCUGCUUGCCUGUCUUUCUGAUGGGCACGAGGUACUACUUCAGUAGGAAAGUUAUCCUCAACUAUCUCGAGUGCGCCCUGAACACGGACAUGUCUGACAUUGAGCAAUAUUACAUGAAAUCCCCAGGUUCCUGCUUCUGGGUGGCAGUGUUAAAUGGCAACGUGGUGGGCAUCGUGGCGGCCCGAGGCAACGAGGAGGACAACACGGUGGAAUUGCGCCGCAUGUCCGUGGACUCUAAAUACCGUGGUAAAGGGAUCGCUAAAGCUCUGGGUCGGAAAGUGCUGGAGUUUGCCGUGGUCAAUAACUACUCCGCUGUGGUGCUGGGGACCACGGCGGUGAAGGUGGCAGCCCACAAGUUGUAUGAGUCCUUAGGCUUCAAGCAUGUUGGGGUGGUGGAACACUACUCUCUGCCUGGAAUGACCCAUUCGAUUCUAGAGCAAAUGUUCUUCCAGCUUCGCUACCACCGCUAUUGCCUGCAGCUGCGUGAAGAGUGAGGGAGCCUCAUCUUCAUGGCGGCCCUCCCCAGAACCUCCUGGCCAACGUUUUGUGGGGGUUUGUGUCAUGGUUUAUUUGCCAUCUCUUCAUUUCAUGUUCUUCAUUGGCUUUGUACCAGUCCUUGUACAAGCGAAGGGCCCUUCUCCUUCUCUGAAAUGCUUGUAGGGUGAUGGCGGCGCUAAUGCUGGAGGUCUGGUGGAUCUGCCCUUGGCCUGACCUGGGUCAAGGUCAGGAUGGACACGCUCACUCUCCCAGUCUUGCCCCGGUUAACCUACAUAAGCACAGAAAUGUCAAUGCAUAACAAGGCUGCUUGUCUGACGUGUGUCAUAAAUAAUAAUAAUAAUCUCCUUCCCCCCCUCCCCCCAAGUAUUAAAAAAAGCGAUACUUCAUGAUACAGCUCAGUGCAAAAGUUUUAUGUGAAUGCAUUUCUCCGUAUUUUAGUAGUAUGCAUUCACGUUCUCAUGAUAUAAUACCGGUUAAUCAUGCUGAAAGAAAAUGUGAAAAUCCUGCUUGCUAUAAUGCAUGAAGAGGAAAUAUUUGCAUGCAUUCAAACACACUAUCAAGUAGGCACUAAUAAUAAUAAUAAUAAUGCACUUUCUGGAUGUACCUCCCUGCUGCCCAAAUUCUCAAGAAUAUUGGUGCAUCUCACACCCGGGACUUGGUCCUUUAUCCUCGUUUUCUUCCUAAGCCAGCAAAUACGAGCCCUGAGCCCAAUGUAAUAUAUGUAAAUUACAGAAAUAUCAAAUAUGCGAAUGUAGAUAGACUUUGAGGUCCCCUGCCAGAUAUCUCCAUCCAGAGUGUUAAUUUUCCUUUAUUGAAGAGUUUUGUUUAUUACAUUCGCUUAAACGAUCCAAACUCUUUGCUUUUGCGGACUGGUUUCCCAGAGGCAAAAUGGAGACUUCUGUUUCUAUGGCAACACACCUGUACGCUAAUAAUGUGCACCAAAUCUGAACGCUUGAGAAAAAGCAAUAUGCAAAAGAGAGAGAGAGAGAGAGCUGGAGUUGCCGGUUUCAGCUGAAGGAGGCCAGGAAAGCAAAGACUUUAAUCAGUUGCUACUUGCUAGUGGGAUAACAAAUAUAGACGAGCUGACGUACAACGUCACUGCUGCUUUAACGAUGACACAUUUGUGAGUUGUACAGCUCCGUGCAAAAAGCAAUGCAACGCAACCGAGAUAUGGCAUGCUGUCUGUUGGAGCCCGGCAUGAAAACACCCGAGGUUGCAGCUUCUUCUGCCUUGAAAUACCAACCUCUAUUUCAAGAAAUGGCAACUUCUGCAUUAAUGACAUCCGAAUAGAAGCCAGGCAGCUUUGGGGUUUAAAAGGCAAUAGGUUCAGAAAAGCUCAGAAGAUUUCUGGUUGCCUUUAUUUUGCGGGGAGAAGGAAGCUGGAGGGCUGAGCUUGAUAAAAGCAGCUCUCAUUUAACAUUUCCUCCGGUUGAAAAAAAUGGGAUAGAAAUUGGGCCCCCCCACCCGAUGGGAGGGAGAAGGUCCCAGAGAUGGAUGAAGCCGAGGGGAGUAGAUGAGAGUAGAAAGACCCUCGCCAAGUCAGUCCUUUGGCCUGUCAAUGGAGGAGAGAAGCUGCGUUUCUAUUCGGUGACAGGGAGGCUCUUUGUAUCUUGCUCUGGUCUCAAAAUGAGGAAUGGGUGGGAAGAUAGGAAAGGCCGCCUGAAUUUUCCUCACUUCAGGGCCCGUGGUGAGGAGCCUGCAGUGCAGCCCCUUCCCCGUAGCUGUGCUUCCUGAAGACCAGCCGUAGCUCCAUCCUUACCCAGGAGGGGCACCGGUGAUGGGAGAGGGGCUUCCUCGUUGCUCCCCCCCCCCCCGUCUCAAGCGUGCAGCAACUUGGACGACGAGGCUCUUCAGGCUGAUGACCAAAUAAAGGGAGAAGGACGGGUCACAGAACACGGUUAUUCUGCUUCAAGGGUGACUGCCUUCCUGCCUCAGACGGUGCCAUGAGCUCAAAAUGGCCACACCAAACUGUGUCCCAGCAAUAAAACCCCUGAUCAGGACUAAAGACUGACUUGAUGAACAGAAUGUACUUACUGGAACCGAGUGUGUGUGCGUGUCUUGAUGUAGAAUGUAUUUUUUUUAAAAAAAGAAAAAUUCUAUGCUGUACAUUUCUCUUGAAGCUCUUCAAAUGUGUGCCGUUGGGGGAGGGGGGGGAUGUAGGAUAGAGGUGUAUAGUGUACAGAAAUUGGUACGAUAUUUUAUAGCUGUUUUUGGUGAUUACAUUAAACUGCGUAACCCAGAUGAAUAUUAUAAAGUGUUAGGGAAAAAAGGGAAAGGGAGGAACUGCUUGUGCCUUUUGAUUUUUUUUUCCUUUUGUGUUCUUCUGUUAUCUUUGCACUAAAUGGUUUCUGGAGAAUUAAUAGUUCUAUAUAGCCUAAUGAACUGAACGAUGAAAGUGAUACAUGACCUCUGUGGACUGCGAUGGAUUUUUAUUGAGGCACUUUAAGAAUGCGGAUGGUUUAAUGCUCGUACCGGUGGAGAUUUCCUCUUUCGUAGCUGGGUGACCCAACACCAGACAGGGAAGUCUACUCUGCAAGACCUUCACUGAACUGUCAUUGUAUGAUAACCUUUUUACAAUUGCAUAUGGGAGCAAGCUUCUGAAAAUACAUGAGUCUUGAAGUGUUGCUUACCCGGCUUCUGCCUAAUUCAUUCAUGCAGUUAGUCAAAGGGAUCUCUUGUCCAGCUCCUUGUAUCUUCUGUCCACUCCCUUUAAAUUACAGUACCUCAGCAAAGGGCUGACAGAAAACAUCCUUGACCUCUUUUUCUGGGCUUCUCCUGUAAGGUCUCACCUUGCUUUUCGACCACCAGGGAAGGAGCACUAAAUCUCUGCAGUGAAGGCCUUACGGAAGACGGAAGCCUGAUGAAUGUCUGUUAAAGAGGAGAGGAGAGCUUGAACGAUGGAUGGGACACACGAGGAGGUGGUGUUUUUACAUAGAAAACAUGAUUCUAAUGGACACGGGUGGUAAUAACCUGAAAGCAGAAGAUGCCAGGAGGGGAUUGUGUCACGUUCAAAGAGUGGCCGUAUCAUCCAUCUAGGAAUAAUGGGAAACACAUAUUUCAGUAUAAAUCUAGAGGGAACCAUAUUCUAUUAGGUGGUUUUACCUUGGAGGGGAAAAGAGAUGCAGGAUGCAGGAAACAAAGUUUCCAUCAAAUCUUCAUCAGCGGAAGGAAGAGGCCCCAGAUUGUGAUGGGGUGGAGAUGGGAGUUUAGAGCAUUUUACAGCUAUUGAGAGAAUAUGCUAAGUGCAGAGAAAUGCAAUCCUCCAGGGACUUAUCCAGCUCCAUCUGCGUAUGCUUUCAUCUUCAACCUGAUUUAAAAAAAAAUAAAAAAAUAGGUAUUAUGUUUUUGAAAAGGAUGUAGCAAUGAUGCCUGUACAGAGCUAUACCGAUUUACCAAACCUUUUUCCCAGUUGAGAGAGCUAGCACAACCAAUAGCAGCUUAAAUAGCAGCUUAAAGACUUGUGGUGUGAUUCUGUGCCUCCUACCUCACAAACAAAUCAAUUACGCCACGUUCAGUGGGCCUGUUUCCAGCCAGCUGCACGCUGAUCUAUGACUCUUCCUGGCAUCAGCAACGCCACGUCUUCAAGGGGCAAUAUUUUUCAUGUAUUAUAGAUGUCUGCCUUCCUAUGACUGACUUUAUAACAGGCAGGUUUCUCCUGCAAAUGCUGCAGAUAUUUUUUUGGGGGGGGGGAUUAUAGACCCCCAAUGCUGUAGGUGUCUUGGGCUGGUCUUUUCAAAAGAACUUGAUGUGAGGCCUGGCACCAAUUCCUGGGCCGAUGGGGAGCAAAGGCAGCUGCCAGUAUAACCAGGCCUGACUGAAUGGGGCUGAUUCUGAGCCUUCUCCUGGAGCCAAAUAUCUGGAUUUCCCCCCAGAUUUCUGUGUAUUGCGGGCUUUUUUGCUGCCUCAUUUCUCCAGCUUUUGCUUGGAAAUAUCCCCCUAACCAAAAUGACAGCAAAGCUGCUAUUUGUGAGGAUGAUUUCAUUGCGGCCAGUUUUGUGAAAUGAUCUCUCUUAAACUUGGAUUUCUGCUAUGAGUAAGGAAGGUGUUUGGGGUUUUUAAAAAUUUUGGCUUGGAGCAACGGGGCAAGGAGUUCUGGCACUGAAGUCUUUAUCACAGAGGUGGCUGCCUCUGUGAUAAAGGGGACUGGGGGACUGUCAAUCAAAGCAGCCACGAUCCUUCAAUCAAAGAGCCACCAUGGGUGUUGCAGCAGAUGGAGAAAAGGGGCUGAGCUUUGAUCUCAUGGUUGAGACCACCUAUCUUGGCUUCCUUGGCUCCUUUCCUAUGGACCUCUCUGCUUUAUCACAUCCACAAAACGCUCAAUUGUUUAAUUAAUCAAUACUUAAUCUCCUAAUUGAUUUCUUCCUGGAAUUUAUUGCAUUAUAGAAAUGUAACUUAGAAAGCCAAAGCUCUUAUGCAGCCUCCACCGAGUUUCUGCUCUACUGCUCUCCUCAGCUGCAUAAUUCCAAAAUCAUCCUGCAGAGAGAUACGUUUCUGUUUUGGCCUAUAGAACCAAGCGGUUGUAUUCUUGGAGUAUUUUGUUUGUGUCCUUUUUAUAGGCUUCAUAAGAUGCACCAAUUUACAAAAACCAUGCAAAUGUUUUGGAAAAGGUAUUUCAUAAGGGAGGCUCCUCAUGAAGCCCGUCUUCAAAUCAGCCGUAUCUCACACACGACAACUUUGGACGCCAUUUCCGGCUGUCUCCACCCGUGUGUGCAUUCACUUCUGGGGUUCCUGUGCAAGUCUGGAAAUGCGACUUGCCUGCUGCAAAGCUCCUCUUUGGAAGUGACUCGCCCAGAGGGGUCACCCAGAGGCCAAGAGCCUGAAAGUGCUUUCACCCACAGAAAUGACUCCUGGAAAAAGUGCUCUGAAAAUGGGCUAAAAGCUCCAUUAGUCACGCCAGGUGGGCAGUUCAGGAGCUCCUGAGGGCUUCUGACCGUCUCAGCAGCUCUUGCUUUUCUUUAAAUUAGUGGCUUAUCUACCACUUGCUCCCAAGGUGGAAAAUGGGGCCCGUGGCUUGAAUCUCACAAAGUGGGAAUACCUUAAAUAAGAGCCUCUCCUCUCCUUCUGAUCUGCUGCAGGACGGGGGGCAGUCGCAAUGUUUUCCAAAUACUUGAGACAGCUUUUCAGCCUGUGUUUAGCUUGAUGCCUUUUGUCCUCUUCAAUUUCCAAAUCUAGACCCCGCAGGACCCUUCUCCUUCUCCUACGAUCAUUAGAAGAAGCACAAAGGUUUCUAGCUUUCAGCUCCCAGAACUUUUGCUGUCAAAAUGUGUGACAUAUCUGAGCUUCUUCCAAACUGGAUCGCUCAGGAUUUUGCUAAAUCUGUCGUCCAAGUUUUAGCUUUGCUUCCUUGAUACAGGAUGUGCCUGAUCUUCUCUGAUGGCGGUUAGAUAACGUUUCUCUCAAGGUUACGACUCGGCUGAACUUCACCAAACAAGGCUGGGGCUUAUAGAUUCUUCUACGGCUAGGUGGCGGGUAUAUUUAAUUAUUUACCCGCCCAGCUUUUUGAAAAAUAUAUAGAUGAUAUUACGGCCAGUCAAGCUUCUUUAGAACAAAUUGGACAUUAGAAUUUGAAUUCUAAAAGUUUACUGCAAAUCCAAGCCUCUCAAUAGAUGUCAGUACAAAAAAACACCUCGUUUAUUAGUGAAGCAGCUAAUGACUUCGCAGGGGCCUUCUCUCUGCUUUUACAUCCACCAGUUAUCAUCGGAUGACAAGCCAAUCUCUAGCUUUGGAGAGGUUAUAAUAUAUGCCGUAGGUGCAUGCAGUCGUGUGCACAUACAUGAUGAUACUACGUAAUCAUAUAUGUAAUAAUCUCUCUAUCUCUGAUAUAUACAGAAAAUAAGCAAUGGCUCAGAUUGAACAGCCUAUUUGUAUGUUGUUUGAAUAUGUCCAAAAAAAACCCUAAAAUUUUCUGGGCAUAGGCUUUAAAAUGAUGCUUGUAUUUAAGCCAGUAUAGUACCAUCUUAUUCUACUCCAACCAUUGUUGUUAUUUCUUUAUUUAUUUAUCUGUACGAAGUUAAUAUAUUUCAUAAGAGAUUUUCUAUCCCACCAAGGCUGUUUCUCACUGACGCUUAAUGACAGGCACGUCAGAGCUCUGAAGCGUGUUUCCUUCUGCCUUCGAGAAAGAGUUUUCAGCGAUGAAAGUCUCUUCUUAAAAAUAGCCCCCUGCUUUCAUUCCCAAAGAGGCAGAAAUGGGCCUGGGUCACAGCCUCCGUGAAUGACACAUCCGGCUUCGGUACUUAGGGAAGUUUUAGAGAUGUUGUAUCUCAAACGUGAUGACUUUUAAAAUGCGUGGACUGGCUGGGGAGUUCUGGGAGUUGAAGUCCACAGCUGUUCUUGCGCUUAGUUUAUUUCAGGAGCUUUGUUUCUUCCCUUUCUGGAUCGAGGUCUUCUUAUCCUCCAACCCACUGUGGUCACUGCAGGCCCUCGGUGGCUUUCAUCUGUAUUGCCUUAGUCAGUUGUGUUAAUCUUCUUUUCCUUCUCAGUUCUGUGCUUUGUUUUUGGGUUCUCCCCUUUUGUCUGUUCUCCACCUUCAGGAAGAGAGACAUAACAUUACCUUAAAGGGCCUUUUCUGAAAACCUCUGGAGCCUGGAAGUAAGCUUUCUCCCAAUGACUAAUGAACAGUCCUCCUAUCUAAUCUGUCUAGAUGACAGACACGUGAGCCUUUGCUCACAUUGCCAGCGUUGACUGACUCAUCCUCGGUGCACUUCUGUGGCCCCACCAAGGCCACCCUGCAGCCGGAGAAGUGAGUGACGUCUCUCUGAGGAUGGCCCAGCCCUUGAGCAAAGCGAGAGAAAGCAGAAGGAUGGCUGUUGCAAAGCACCACAUCUGGAUGCAUCCGCCAGGCAAACCCAAUACAAGGUUCUGGGUCCGAAGGGGGCCUUCGGCUUGCCUACGUGUGACCCGAUGCCCCCGCUCUGAGUUCCCAGAGUUCUCUUCACUGGGCUAAACAGCCGUUCAGGAGAUAAGCUGUCAACUGACUCACUAUCUUGGGAUUGUUUAGGUCUGUGUUGUUUUCAUCCCUUUCCCAACCUCCCCCCAAUCACUCAAAGACUCGUCAACGCCGGAUGUUUAUAUCCGGGCUUGGCAUUUGAGAUGUUCUGAUGGUGUUGAGGUGGCUCAGGGGGCUGCUGGUGGUCUGGUCCUUCUCAAGGCCAAAGCUCUCCCUCUUUUUCGUACUUCUGCCCUUUAUAGGCAAUCUCCAGUACUUUUGUCUCCAGUUAUGCAGAUCUUCCUCUUCAGAUUAUCUGUCCUCUCACCUCUUCUCAUCAAAAAGUUGUUAUGCCAUAUUUCAACAGGAUAGCUCAUUGCACAGGGGCCAUGGAAAAUUUUCACCUUCUCAUAGACCACCCUCACUUUGGUGGUUGGGGGUCUUCCGCAGAAGCCUUGGUAGUUUCUGGUUUGGAAAACCUACCCUUAACUUCACAAACAAUGACAGUGUCUUCUCUACUGCAAAACCCACCUGCUUUGGCUGAUUUACAAUCCUUACCCAUAAUGAUGUUCAAUACGACACUCCCUGGCUGCACCAUUUCCAUGGUUCCCCCCAUUGAAUUCACCCAGGCCGUCCGAAGGGAUUUCAGACUAAUCUGAAGGGGAUGCAGGGUCGGGCUAGUGACCUUUGACCCCAGCCUCUUUCCAUCUCUCGCUCAGAAUCUCCCGUCACCCUCCGGCCACGAACUUCCCAGUCUUUUCCUUCUGAAUCUUCUCAGCUGCCCUCUCAAUCAAUGUCCAUGGCUUCUUCCAGUGUUAUCGCCCCCUCCCUAGAAAGGUUUGUCCCCAGAAUAAGGUCACUUGGUCUGAACUCCAAACAGUCAAACUCUACUUCAUUCUGCACCUAUUCUAGACUGAGUGCACGUUUCUUUUUGGAAAUGACGGCUCCAAAGCGAACUGCUCUCUGCUCUCUUGCACAUCCAUAACGAGGAGAUACUAAUCGGCCCAUGGAGAUUAUCGGGACUUGGUCUCCAAGAAAAGCCUUGUUCCUGUCCCUUUCCCCAUUCAGAACUUGGGAGGAUCUCUUCAGUUUCUUGAAUCGCAAGGAGGCUCCUUCUCGUUUUUAGCAUCAAACUGGUAUCCCGUUGGCUGUUUUUCCACUUCUCACCACGUCGUGAAAGUUUUCCUUAAUCUUCGCCCAUCAUAUUAAAUCUGGUACUGAUGUGAAGUUCAUUCCUUGUGUUGACAAUGUGUGUGCAAAAGUUUUCCUCCUAAGAAUACUUCCUCACUGCAGAUUCUCUUCCUUGUUACAAUUAUUUUGGUAUUGAAGUUUGAGAGCGUGCUCGCUUCCAUAACAAUAUCUUCAUAUCGGACCUUUUAUCUUCUUCCAAAGAAUCCCCCACCUCCCUUUUUGCAGGGUCUGCCGUCUCCCCCAGACAUUCUGCUUCAUGGCCUUGAUGUAGGUGGUUAGUAGGACUCUUUCCCCAAAAAACUGACCCCCCCUUUUUUUUUUUAGAAUGAUCAACCAAUGCCUUAAUGUUCUAGGUUCCAAGGAAGCGCUCUCCAGACUCCUGUCAAGACUUUUCAAAAUAAACACGUUGUUAAAAGGGAUAUUCUUUUGUGGUCGAUAACAACAUUACUGGUAUAUCUUACAACCAGGACAUAAUAUUCCACUUUCAUUGAAAUUCUAGGCUUAGUUUUUAAUCCAUUCAAGAUCCUUCCUUUCGAAAAAGAGUUUUCACAGCUUGUAUGAUGCCCCAUCAGGUUCAAAGACCACAAUGAAAAAUGAUUGAUUAGAUACCUGAAAAUGGUUCCUGAAGUGGCCACCUGUGAAUUCAUGCAACUGUUCCCCCAGCCACGUUUGCAGAGCAUUGACUAAGCUUCCGGUUUCAGUAGAGGUAAUCCUUGACUUACAAAUCGUUUCUUUCGCAACCAUUCAAAGUCAUGAGGGCACUGCAAAAGUGUCUUAUGACUGGUUCUCGCACUUAUGACCAUCUCAGCAUCCCCACAGCCACCUUCUGGGCAUUUGACAACCAAUAUGUAUUGUUGACAGUUGCAUCUUCCUGGCUUCAUGUGUGAAGGCUAUUGUGACCUUCCCAGCUGGCCUCCGACAAGCUGAGUCAAUGGGAGAAGCUGGAUUCUCAUAACAAGCAUGGCAAUUCACUUAGCAACUGUGGUGAAAAGGCCGUAAAAUCAGGCCUGACUCACUUAAUGGUUCAAUUGCUUAGGGAUGGAAGUUCUGGUCCUGAUUGUAGUUGUAAGUUGAGGACUACCUCUACUAGCUAGAUCAGAGGAAAGGCUGGCCCAAGCAUUGGCCAUCGGAGAGAAGAGAGGUCUGAGCGGGACAGGGCAGGAUCUGAUGUCCUGCAAAAUUCAACCCAUUGGGUUAAAUUGUGUGUCUGCGUGUGUGUAUUUACCGUACAUGCACAUACACUCAAUUGUGGUUUAUUCAGAUUAAUCUGUGGGAAGUAUGUUUUUGCCCUCUGAGCUGCUGCUUUAGCUCCAGGUUUAGUCAGGUGGCCUGUGGCUCCAACUGGGCACCCAUCUCCUCCACCCUCUUUGCCCAGCCUGCUCCCGUCUGCUCUUCUUCUACAGCCCCAACGUAUUUUGCCAGCUUCUUGUGCAUUUUCCUGUGUAUUUUCUCUGCCUGCAACACCCAGGCUUCAUGGUUUUAUGUUAAGGUGGGGGUGACUUUGUAUUUCAGGAUACAAUGGGGGUGCGCUGGCCAGAUUUGCGGGAUCAGUUAUGUUUUUCCAUCAGAUCUGCCAGCCGGAGUCUCUCUAUGCUCCGGCUGUGACUUCCUAAACUGCAGACUAGCCGAUCUCAUUUUAGCCUUGUUUGUUUGGGGAACUCGACCUGUUUCGUUAGCUGGUGGUUCCGUGUGUUUCCCAUGAAUCCAGAAAACGGGAUUGUGUUAACCAUGGGUGAGUGUGUUACGCAAACACAACCUAUGUCUUUGGAUUACUAUGAUGGAAAUGAAAUGCGGGUAUCAAAUUUUAUAAAUAAAUAAAACAAACUAAGAA
Messenger RNA from Pantherophis guttatus, 10962 nucleotides. It is a transcript of the gene ASPNAT, whose product is annotated as aspartate N-acetyltransferase. Gene Ontology annotation, cellular component: mitochondrial membrane. Gene Ontology annotation, molecular function: L-aspartate N-acetyltransferase activity. NCBI's taxonomy places the organism in Eukaryota, Metazoa, Chordata, Lepidosauria, Squamata, Colubridae. The record is from RefSeq and is a predicted model, not a curated record.